AUGAACUUAGAAGGUAUCUUUGUUACCUGCUCCCUGUACAACCUAACCGUGGUUGCUUGGGAAAGGUUUGUGGCCGUGAGGAAAUGGAUGGACUACAAGGUAAUUGUGACAAAACGUCGUCUUUUCAAGAUAUCAAUAAUCGCUUGGUUGUCGGCGAUUCUCACUCGACUCCCUCUUUACAUUACAGUUGUAACCAGUGGGGACACUAAGGUGAAAUACAUCUGGACUACAAUUUUAAAUGUCUGUGUAAUCGCGAACGUUGUUACUAUCGUUUAUUUCUAUGCCAUGAUUUACCACGGAGUGCGUAACCACCGGACAAGUGAUUUAAAGAACGUUAACGCUUUAGCACAAGCAAGACUAGAAUCCAGGGUGGCAAAGACGACUGCAUUGAUAACAGCUGCCCUUCUAUUGACGAUUGCUGUUAGUGGAAUUCUUGUUAUGACUAUGAGAUUGAAAUUUCCGACCUCACGUCCCACUUUAGCUAUCGAAAUCUCACGGACGCUACUUCGACUAAACUCUGUCUUUAAUCCUGUCCUUUACUGCUUUAAAGACCUUCGUUUCCGAAAGGCGGUUCUUGAGCUUCUAAAAAUAAGAAAAACACAGGCAGCCCAG
Messenger RNA from Porites lobata, 612 nucleotides. The record is from the annotation of a GenBank genome assembly. Lineage: Eukaryota; Metazoa; Cnidaria; Anthozoa; Scleractinia; Poritidae.